AUGGACGCUAUCAGUGGACAAGACCUCAACGGCGUUUUCAAAGGCGCCAACUUGGCUGUGGCUGCUCUUUCCUUCAUUAUCGGUAUCUAUAUCAUCGGUUUCGGUGCCGUUCUAGGCCUACUCGUUUACACGCUUAUCGGCGCCAGCAUAAACGGAGCGCUGUGGUUCCGUCUCUUUGCCGGCAUCUUGAUCUUCGUCAUUGGUUUGGUGUACAUUGCCUUGGAGGCUGUGCCCAGCAUCUCGCCACCCGAAAAUAUGAGCCCAGAGGGCAUCUCCAUCGGUGUCCAGGACGAAGACGUCGUUUAA
Candidozyma pseudohaemuli is the source of this 306-nucleotide messenger RNA. RefSeq lists its product as uncharacterized. The record is from RefSeq and is a predicted model, not a curated record. The transcript is spliced from 3 exons. NCBI's taxonomy places the organism in Eukaryota, Fungi, Ascomycota, Pichiomycetes, Serinales, Metschnikowiaceae. Bases 1 to 306 code for a protein of 101 amino acids.